GACACGCUACACAUUUGAGCGUAGAAGAAGAGUUCUGCACGACUUUGACGUUUAGCAGCAGCAGCACUUGUCCUGACCUUCUCCCUGCAGCGUGACACACUGAAAGAUGGCUGGACGCGCUUUUGCAAGUUGGUGGGGCAAGGUGAGCCCUUACUACACCAAGGCAUACCAGGAGAUGUGGCCGGGCAUCAUCAUCAUGUCAUACCUGUACUACAAAGUUUCCUAUGGAGGCAAGACGGCAGUGAAGGCCAAGCCUGCGCAUUGAGUUUUCCACCAUGCAGACCACCCCUCCACCUGCUGUGAAAUAUGGCCCAAUUGUUAGUCCAGAUGUUCAGCUUCAAAUUUGAAUUGUUGUUAAUAUGGAACAAAUAAAGUUGUUAUCUAAAAACCUUU
Molecule: messenger RNA, 393 nt
Organism: Anoplopoma fimbria (sablefish)
Lineage: Eukaryota; Metazoa; Chordata; Actinopteri; Perciformes; Anoplopomatidae
Gene: atp5mj
Product: ATP synthase membrane subunit j
Exons: 4
Coding region: 107-265 (52 amino acids)
Cellular component (GO): mitochondrion
Source: RefSeq, a predicted model, not a curated record